Clavispora lusitaniae ATCC 42720 is the source of this 1257-nucleotide messenger RNA. The record is from RefSeq and is a predicted model, not a curated record. Lineage: Eukaryota; Fungi; Ascomycota; Pichiomycetes; Serinales; Metschnikowiaceae.
AUGUUUUCUGAUUUAUCGAUUUGGAUUACACAUAAGUAUUUAAGCAUCAUAAGUGGAAGCAGAGAUGUUACCACCUCUACCAGUCCAGUUAACGUGGAUCCAUUGGUCUUUCUUCAAAAAGUCAUUCUCUUGGCCUGGCAAGACUUGGAAGGUAUGAGCACCAAAGUAGUCUCUUUGAGCUUGCAACAAGUUAGCUGGCAAUUGAGCCGAUCUGUAACCAUCGUAGAAGGACAAAGCAGUAGAGAAAGCAGGAACUGGAACACCGUACUCAACAGCCUUACCGAUAGUAGAUCUCCAGCCUUGUUGAGCCUUGAUAACAGCCUUGUUGAAGAAUGGGUGGAACAACAAGUUCUCCAAGUCUGGGUUCUCUCUGUAAGCAGCAGUAAUCUCGCCCAAGAAGACAGAUCUGAUGAUACAUCCACCUCUCCACAUCAAAGCAAUGGCUGGGUUGUUCAACUUCCAACCGUACUCCUUAGCAGCCUCUCUGAUCAACAUGAAACCUUGAGCGUAGGAGAUAAUCUUAGAAGCGUACAAAGCUUGUUCCAAGUCGUCAACAAACUUCUGCUUGUCCUUGAUAGGGGACUCACCUUCAACAGAUGGGCCGGUCAACACGGUAGAGGCCUUCACUCUCUCAUCCUUGAUAGCAGACAAACAUCUGGAGAAAACGGCCUCACCAAUCAAAGUAACUGGCAUACCCAAGUCCAAAGCGUUGAUAGCAGUCCACUUACCAGUUCCCUUUUGACCAGCAGUGUCCAAGAUCUUUUCAACCAAUGGCUUUCCAUCAGUAGGGUCAUUGAAGUACAUGAUGUCUCUGGUAAUUUCAAUCAAGAAAGAGUCCAAAACACCGUUGUUCCACUUCGCGAAAACGUCACCGAUUUCCUUGUCAGAGAACUUGCCCACUCUCUUCAUCAAAUCAUAGGCCUCACAAAUCAAUUGCAUGUCACCAUACUCGAUACCAUUGUGGACCAUCUUAACGUAAUGACCAGCGCCAGCAUCACCAACCCAGUCACAACAUGGCUCACCAUCAGACUUGGCGGCAAUGGAUUGGAAGAUGUCCUUGAUGUGUGGCCAAGCAUCUGGGUGACCACCUGGCAUCAAAGAAGGUCCGUGACGGGCACCCUCUUCACCACCAGAAACACCAGAGCCAACAAAAAGGAUUCCCUUCUCCUUCAAUUCCUCGUAACGACGGUUAGAGUCUGGGAAGUGGGAGUUACCACCAUCAAUGAUAAUAUCACCCUUCUCCAAGUGUGGCAAUAA